Molecule: messenger RNA, 3574 nt
Organism: Clarias gariepinus (North African catfish)
Lineage: Eukaryota; Metazoa; Chordata; Actinopteri; Siluriformes; Clariidae
Exons: 17
Coding region: 143-2926 (927 amino acids)
Cellular component (GO): nucleoplasm; nucleus
Molecular function (GO): ATP hydrolysis activity; zinc ion binding
Source: RefSeq, a predicted model, not a curated record
ACUUGUGUGCUGCAGCCGUGUCACCGAAGUGAAAGAGGAAGGAAGAGUUCUCUGUGCUCCGUGCAAGGAGGAACACUGCGAGUUUUGUAACACAAGGCUUUUUUUUUUCUAGAACUUGCUCUGUUUUGCUGGACGCGAAGAAAUGGCGAGGCUGAGCGAGCACGGGAUCCGCCUCAGCUCGAUGAGCCCAUCUUACCUGGACAGCAACUCCACCAGUCACACGUGGCCCUUCAGUGCCGUCGCAGAGUUAAUAGAUAACGCGUCUGAUCCAGGGGUCACAGCCAAACAGAUCUGGAUCGACGUGGUCACUGUAAAAGAGGAGUUGUGUCUUAGCUUUACUGAUAAUGGCAGUGGAAUGACACCAAGUAAACUGCACAAAAUGCUUAGUUUUGGUUUCACAGAGAAAGGAUCUGGUAAAGGAAGUCACCAGGCCAUAGGGAUCUACGGAAACGGUUUCAAAUCUGGAUCAAUGCGAUUAGGCCGCGAUGCUCUGAUCUUCACGAAGAACGGUGGAUGUCAGAGUGUCGGCAUGCUGUCUCAGACUUUCCUGCAGGCCAUUAAAGCUCAAGCUGUCAUUGUACCUAUAGCACCAUUUAACCAACAGACUAAGUCAUUGGUAAUAACGGAGGAUUCAGAGGCCAGUCUGAAAGCCAUCCUCACACACUCUCUCUUCAAGUCAGAGUCCGAACUACAGGAACAGCUCAACUCAAUCCCAGGCAAAAAGGGCACCAAGAUUCUCAUCUGGAACAUUCGGAGGAAUAAAGAUAUGAAGCCUGAGUUUGACUUUGAAGCUGAUGAGGAGGACAUCCGCCUGCCAGAGAUCCGCUCGGAGGAGAUGGAGGGGAAAGGGAAGAGGCGUUCCUACGGACUUCACAGAACUGACAAUAUCAUCCCUGAGAUGGACUACUCUCUCAGAGCAUAUCUCAGCAUUCUGUACCUGAAACCCAGGAUUCAGAUCAUCCUCAGACAGAAGAAAGUUCAGACCAAACUAGUGGCAAAGAGUCUGUCUAUGAUUGAAAACGAUGUUUACAAACCACAAUUCACAAAUGAACGAGUGAAGAUUACCUUUGGCUUUAACCAUAAAAACAAAGAUCAUUGCGGCAUCAUGAUGUACCACAACAACAGGCUCAUCAAGUCUUAUGAGAAAGUUGGCUGCCAGAUCAAGUCAUCUGGUCUGAGGACAGGAGUGGGUGUUAUAGGCGUAAUCGAAUGUAACUUUCUAAAACCAGCUCACAACAAGCAGGACUUUGAAUACACCAAAGAAUACAGACUCACUCUGGCAGCCCUGGGCAUCAAACUCAACGACUACUGGCGAGAAAAAAAGGAAAAGAAAGCAAAAGAGAGAGCAUUCCGAGCUCUGGAAAGAAAAAGCAUAGAUGAAAAUAAAGAGGAAAUCGAUGAGAGUGAGGAGGAGGAGGAGGAGGAGGACGACGACGAAGAGGAGGACGAGGAGGAUGAGAAGGAUAAAGAAGAAGAGGAAGUUGUGGAUGUGUCAUGGAUUCAGUGUGAGGACUGUAUGAAAUGGAGGGGUAUUGCCACUCACCUGUUCAAAAACAACAUCCCUGAGCACUUCACCUGCAGCCAGCACCCUAUUGGUCGCCUGAGGAGCUGCUUAGUGCCUGAGGAACCCGAGGAGGCGGAGGAUGAGCUGACACCUAGCUAUGCAAAAACACACAAAAAACAGGAAGUUUGGUCCAGACGGAGGGGAAAACCUGUGGAGAGUGAUAAAGGCCCAACGCCUCCUGAGUGUAAAGAUGCACCUGAACCCACCUCAGAAACCACACCGGAUGAAACUGUUAUCACCGUGGAGACAGACAAUGAGAGCAAAGACGAUGAAUCGACACCACCAUCCUCACAAUCCCAUCGCAACAAACGAAAAGCAACAUGGAAGAACAAUGAACCGAGAAGCAAAUCACCAAAAUGCACUGACUCUGAAAAAGAAAUUUCAACAACUACAGCAGAAUCAGAGGAACAGGUGGUGGACAAAACUCUGGAAAUUGUGGAGAUGAAUAGCAAAAAUAAUCAGACUGUUAGCAACUGUAAGGAAGAGGGUAAAAGCCCUACAGUGUCUCCUGACACAGAAAGCGCUGCUAUCCCAAGUUCAUCAGAGCACCAAGUGGCACAAGUUACACAGAGUAAAGAUCAGACAAAGCAUGGCGCUGGCCCCCCAGGCUGGCCUCACCCGAUCACGCCCCAUCAGUCCAUGGCAUGGUCUCACCCUCUUCCACCUGCUCAGACAGUGGUGGUUCCUCCUCUUAGCCGUACCAGCAGGCAGUCUCGCCCUCUGCUCCGGUUGGAAAGUCCAGAUCGGUCUGUCCUCACGAGCAGACUGGACCAACUAGAGCGGGAAGCCAAACGCCUUAGGAGGAUCCUUGGGUUACGAGAAGCGGUUGUUCAAAUGAGUCCGUUAUCAGAUGGGGAGGUAUCAGGGUCAGCGGAGUCUAUACAGGAUGAAAGCACAGAAUCAGGUGUAGAAACUGUGGCAACAGCUUCUCUAGUUUCCAAGAAAUCAGGACCACAGUCAGAUACGCAAAAUGUUUUAAAGAAGAACACCAGUCCUGUCAGACAGCAGGACGCUCCAGUGACCCCUGCAGACGACCUGCACUGGAGUAAGACAUUGGCUAAAUUGCAAAGCCAAAACCAAGCUUUAAGCACAGAGCUGAAUAAAGUGAAGAAGGAAUAUGAUGAACUCCAGAGCAAAUUGAGACAAGGAGAGAAAGAGACAAGGGACAAGAGAGAGCAAAGUACCAAUACACCCUCCAACAUUCACGACAGUAUUGCAGUGGACCGAUUACGUUCUAUCCGGCGAAACAUCGUGUCCCUUCUCUCAUCCAUCCUGCCCAAUUUGGAUAUGCAGGGUAUCAGCUAUGAAACCGGAGACGUUGACAGCAUCUUGCAGCAGAUCAUCCAGGCCAACAACCUCUGAUAAAUAAGCUCUAGGACAAACAUACAGUCCAACAAGAACUGAUUUCAUUGCAGCGUUCAGAAAGCAAGCUUAUAGUCAAAGAAAACCCUGAUCUUGUUGUUGUGCUUCUAGCUCAGCUUUACAAAGAGUCACCUAAGUACAUAUAACAAAGCUUUUAUAGAGCAUAAUCAAGCACCAGUUUCUGUUACAAAGCCAUUGUAUGUAGACUUCUUCCUUUACAAGCAUUAUUUCUAUACCAUACGGCACAGAUGUUAUAAUAAUCAUUUGUCAAGUUUAGCAUUUCGAAUGUUUGUUCAAGGAUUUCUUCUUAACAGUGUGACAGCUUUAAACAGCAAACAUGUGAGGCAGAAGAUACAAUAACAGUAACUGUCAGGAAUAAUGCAUAAGAUCAGGGUAAACUGUUGAUUUUUGGUUCUUUUAAUAAUGUUGCAAAAUUUAUUAUGAAAGUAAGUAAUGUUGAAAAGACAGUUUGUUUGUCUUUUACGUUUAGUUGUGUGUUGAACGUUUUACUCAGCCCUCUGGCUUACAGUACAGUAUGUACUGUGCCGAGAAACCUGUUUUUGUGCUCAAUAAGUGCCUGUUUUACUAUAGCUGUAUCAAUGGCUACUGUUCAUACAUUUUCUCAGCAAUAAAGUUUGCCUUCUUUUU